AUGGUGAGAAAGGAGGGGUCAAGCAUUGCGGAGAAGGCCAUGACCACCAUGAAUCUUGUUGUCCCUACCAUAUGCAAGUUGGUGUUGAUUGUCAUCGUUUCCAAUGCUGACGGCAACAUCGCCGGCUCAGAGGACGACUAUGUGAGAACGACUGAUGCCACGAUAACACAUGGUGAACCACUAAGCCAGCACGAAUUAGAAGUUGCGUUCAUGCAGCAGAUAGCCGUGCCGCCCUUCAUGCUGCCCACUACGACGAAUACCAACGUCCCGCGCGUAUGUAUUGUAGCAUCAGCAGCUCAGUUCGUGCAGGCGUCCAGCGUAGUUAGUCCAUACAGUACGCAGAUCACCAUGCAGUCCGCCGGCGAGGAAGCGCCACGGCUUGCGCCGGCCACAUCGGAGGACGGCGGCAAGAGCCCGGCGUCACCGUCGAUGGACAACGAGCGCCAGAUCCCCGUGGACCCCGUGUCGCUGCGGCACCUGGGCAUGGUCGCCGACCCGGACUCGCCGCUCUCGGCGCCGUCGGUGAUGACGGAGCUGGUGGCGCACCCGUCCCCGCUCCUGCCGCCGCUCCGCCGCCCCACGUUCGUCGGCGCCAGCCUCCCGUGCUCCGCGGCCUCCUCCCCGGUCCACAGCGCCGCUGCGAAGCGGGAAGAGCCCAGCCUCGCCACGGUCAUCGCCCUGAGCUCCCUCGCGCGGCAGCACUCCGCCGCGCUCGCCCACUACGUCACCUCGCCGUCCGCCGCGCCCACCACGCUCUCCAGGAGCGCGUCCCGCGCCGAGGGGAGGACCAUGGCGCCGCACGACGACGAGUACCCGCACUUCCAGUUCGAGACCGACGCGGAGGCCCACGGCUUCAAGUGCGGCGUGCUGUGCAUGUUCAUCCCGGGCUUCAACAAGAAGAAGCGGGGCUCGCCCUCCGCGGCGGCCGUCGUGUCGAGCAUUCAGAGGCAGCACUCCGGGGCGAGGCGGCGGAGCAGCGUGUCGCGGAUGGCGUCCAUGGAGAGGUUCGAGUGCGGGUCCUGGAGCCCGCCGCCGCCGCCGCCGCCCACCUCGGCGCCGCACGUCGACACGGACUUCGCGAUGGAGGUGGCCAAGGUCAGCUGCGCCGACGACACGGACCUGCCGAUCAAGAUGGCGUUCGUGUUCGAUGGCGACGCGAGGGGGGUCCUGAAGAAGGGCAUCCUGAAGAAGUCGGCGUCGGUGUCGCAGCGCCAGGAGUCGUCGGCCCCCACCCCCAGGAUGUCGUCCGCGUCGCAGCGGCACGUCAGGUUCUCGACGGCAGCCGCGCCGCCGGCGUCGUGCCCGACCUCGCCGUGCAUCACGCCGCGCCUGGCGAUGGCCAGGGCGGAGUUCAACGCAUUCUUGGAGGCGCAGAGCGCGUAG
Messenger RNA from Lolium rigidum, 1383 nucleotides. RefSeq lists its product as uncharacterized. Gene Ontology annotation, biological process: response to photooxidative stress; photosystem I assembly. The transcript is spliced from 4 exons. The record is from RefSeq and is a predicted model, not a curated record. The coding region runs from base 1 to 1383 and encodes 460 amino acids. Gene Ontology annotation, cellular component: chloroplast thylakoid membrane. Lineage: Eukaryota; Viridiplantae; Streptophyta; Magnoliopsida; Poales; Poaceae.